CCAAUAAACCAGAAUAUACUUAAAUACUACCUGCAAAUCUCCUAGACUACAGUUAUUGUCAGUUAUUGCAUUAAAAUAACAUGUACAGUACUGCCACUGGCACCACAUAACAGGAAAUACCUUUUUAAUUCAAAUUUUGAAAUAAUCUGCUACCUCUAUUGCUUAGAAACAUCUGGGCUGUACAUUUAUCUUGUGUUAAAGUAAAAUACUUUCUGUUUAAAGAGAUAUCUUUAAAUCAUUUUUCUCUUUUAAUGGCUGGUUAUUUAAGCUAUGGAUACAGCUGAUGAAAUGGAUGAAGACCAACUUACAGAAUAUGCAAUUCAGCUGAGCAUCCAAGAGUCAAUUCAUGCUAGCAAAUAUCCAUCGUCUGCAUAUAGAGACAGUUUGGCAUCAGUUAGUGAGGAAAACCGAAGGAUUGUAUCAGCUAUAGAGCUAGGUGAAAUAUUUCUCCUCCAGCAGCUGUCUAAAUGCACGCUUGCCUUUGGGGAAGCAGAUGAAAGGGGGUGGCUUCCUCUGCACAAGGCUGCAGUCCAGCCAAUAGACCAAGUGCUGGAGAUCGUUCUUGAUGCUUCCAGUCUGAUUAAUUUGGAACAGGCAACAUUAGAUGGAGAGACAGCUCUUACUCUGGCUGCUCAGGCGGGACAUGAUGGGAAUGUAAAGGCACUCCUUGAGAAGGGGGCUUCCCCUUACACCACGAACAGCAAGCACGAAUCUCCUCUUCUUCUCGCUGUAAGGCAUGGAUCCUAUGACAUGGUGUUGAACCUUAUCAAAAACGGGGCCCCAGUGGAUCAGUUUUGUAUUAAACGAUGGACAGCAAUGCAUGAAGCAGCCAAGCUGGGUCUGAGCCACAUUGUGAGGCUCUUAAUAAGAAGCGGUGGGAAUGUUAAUGAAAAAGAUGCUUAUGGAGUAACACCAUUAGCAACAGCAGCUGAAUAUGGCCAGACAGACGCGCUGGAGCUUCUAAUUCUUAAAGGGGGCAAUAUCCAUGCCACAGCUGAUGAUGGAGCAACUGUGUUGUUUGAUGCAGCUGGAGGGGAUCCUGAUUGUGUCGAUGUGCUCUUAGAAUAUGGUGCAAGUGCCAAUAUGCCCAACAUAUCUGGUCACCUACCAAUUCAUAGAGCAGCAUAUCUAGGUCAUUACCUGGUACUGAAAACUCUAAUCCCGAUAACUUCUAAAAGUGCCAUUAAAAAAAGUGGCUUAAGCCCUAUGCAUUCAGCAGCAGACGGAGGCAGUGAACAGUGCCUUCAACUACUCAUAGAAAAUGGCUUUGAUGUGAACGUGCUGCUCGCCCAAUACGUAUCUGAGAUCUAUGAAGAUGAUCGGAAAACUCCAUUGUAUUUUGCCGUGUCUAAUGCAGAUGUUACAUGCACUGAGUUGCUGCUUAAAUAUGGUGCAGACCCAAACAAUGAUCCCUUAAACUGCUUCCUUGUGGCAGUCCGCGCAAGGAGCUAUGAAAUUGUGAAAUUACUCCUGGCUCAUGGUGCUGAUGUCAAUUGUUGGUUUAUGGUAGUGAAUGACACUCACUUCCCUACUGCCAUCCAGUACUGCUUGAAAGAUGAGAUGAUGAUGCGACUUUUGCUGAACAAUGGCUAUGAUGCCAAUUUGUGCUUUGACUGUAUGCAUGGUGACAGCUCAGGAGCUUCCUUUGCAUGGAGACAUCUGGAGACAGGGUGGACCACCUGUGUGAGUAAGGAUACGCCAUUCUGUGACUUUAUCACUGUGAGCUGGCUGACUGACGUGGCUGGAAAAGCAGUCCGGAUUCUUCUGGAUUAUAUGGACUUUGUUCCAAUAUGUUCUAAAUUGAAGCCUUGCCUGGAGAAGCAAAAAGAAUGGCCAGAGAUUUGUGAGAUACUCGAGAACCCACGCCCACUGAAGCACUUGUGCAGGCUGGUAAUACGCAGACAAAUGAAGCUAUAUCGCCUACAGAACCAGCACUUCAUGGACUUGCUGCCCCUUCCACCCAUUCUUAAACAUUAUAUCUUGUACAGGGAGUAUGAUUUAUAUGGAAGAUGCAUUAACAUGAAAUGAGUAUUGACCCUUUUUUAUGACCUUCCAUACCGGUAUAUAUUUUCUCUGCCUGUACAUGAAUUUUGAACAUUGCUCAAUAUUAAUUUAAAAAUUAACAAAACCUUUUUUUUAAGCUUGCACACAUUACGGUUUAUAUAUAGUAUUUAUAGUAUUAAAAAUAUAUAUAUUGAUGCAAUAUAACAGAAAGUUCUAGAAGUCAAGUUAUAUAUAUGUUGCAGAUACACAGUAUGUGUGUGCAUAUUAGACUAUAUUGCAUUACUUUUUUUGAAAUUGCUUUGGGCUGCAUUUUCCACAAUGGGCAACAGACAAAUUCCUAGUAAAUUAAUAAAGUGGGCAAUUUGCACACAGUAGAACCCUUAAUCUUAGUUUUAUCUGCAAAUGUGUGCAUUCACAGAUCAGCACUAUCCACAUACAAUAUAACAUGAAUUGUUUGUAAAAUGGAAUUGGAUGAUUUAAUAUCAGUCUGUAUUUCUUGUACAGAAAUUGAGACAGUCACACAGAACCAGUUUUCAUACCGAAUUAAGUUACAGUAUAUAAAGAAUCAAUACAAUGAUUCAGAAUAUAUUUUGUUUUAAAUGUAUUUAGACUUUAAUAACGAGUGCAGCAUAUUGUUGGUAAUUGGCAGCCCAUCUUCUCUGCGUCUCAAAUUUUUACUCGAGUAUCAAAAGCAUGAGUCAUCAUAGAGUUCUCUCAUUAGCUUUGUUUGCCAUGUGCUGUGGAUGAGUCGCAGCUUUCAAGGACAGCAUUGUUAUGUAAAUAUAGAACAAUAUUAAUCCAGAACUAUGUAGGAUUACAUUGAUUUCAGAAGGCCUACAGACAGCGUUUUAUCUGUAUCCGCAGACACGCAUGGGUGUAUAUAUAGUGUACAGUAUAAAGGCACAAUAAACUUUCCUAUAAACUUUAUUUUGGCUGUUAAUGGAUAUUGCAAAUUAGUUUCAGCUUUAUUUCACUGUUUCAAUUUGGAUCUUUGUCUUUGAAUCAGAAUAGAAUAAAAUGAAGACACCUGAACUGCGCUUGUUUGUUU
Acipenser ruthenus (sterlet) is the source of this 3052-nucleotide messenger RNA. Its product is annotated as ankyrin repeat and SOCS box protein 15-like. Gene Ontology annotation, molecular function: protein binding. NCBI's taxonomy places the organism in Eukaryota, Metazoa, Chordata, Actinopteri, Acipenseriformes, Acipenseridae. The record is from RefSeq and is a predicted model, not a curated record. Gene Ontology annotation, biological process: intracellular signal transduction. Gene Ontology annotation, cellular component: cytoplasm.